This is a messenger RNA of Strongylus vulgaris, 210 nucleotides long. The record is from the annotation of a GenBank genome assembly. NCBI's taxonomy places the organism in Eukaryota, Metazoa, Nematoda, Chromadorea, Rhabditida, Strongylidae.
AUGGCCGCAGGCGGCAAUCAGAAGCAGAGCGUGGAGCACAUUGGAAUGGGAGAAGCUCGACGGCAGAGAGCUGCGCUGUCUGAGCAACGCGUUGAGUACGGUAACGGCAGGGAGGCGAAAUUGCUGACGGUGCAGAGCAUUCGAUCGGCUCUAGGAGCAGCGGCCCGCUUCUUCGAGGGCGGGGCACGACAGCGGGUGUUGUCGGCGUGA